ACUUCUUGAAAAUGUCGAUUUUGAAGCUAUGUUUUGAAGAUUUGUUGUUGUCUUGGGUAUCACUGAAUACCGUUACCGCGAAAUUAGGGCACUCUGUUCCUGUCCAAGAUGUUGUUUUCCGAUGAUUUUUUUCUUUGAAAUUAAGCACCGCGAGAAUAGGGUCCCACGUAUGUAUAGUAUAUGGAUAUGCAUAACUUAUAUUUGUCGGGUAAUAGUACCAUUCGGCAUAUUAUUCACUAAACCUGAGGUAGGGGUUUUGAAAUCUCAUUAGCACAACUUCUUUCAACUACAACCAGAGAGCAGAGUUGCUUCCCUUGGAAAGCCUGAAAAUAUUGACAUGAUUACCUUUCUAUCAGCUGACCGUUGCAAGUCAACAUUGAUCGUUAGGAAUUUAUUACUUGCUCAGUUGUUUAUCAUUAAUUAUAAUGAUGAGUUGAAAAAUAAUUUUGCUCAAGUUAGAUUACAAUCUGGUUAUGUGGAUUAUGAAUGUUAACUGAACCUAAGUUCAGCCAGCUAAACUUUGUGUGCUUAUCAGCUGGCUGAACUAACUAAACUUGUGGCCACUAGAGUUUUAAACAUUCUUUUUAUCUCUGCCUCAGGUAAAUAUGCUAAACAAAAAUACUGAAGUACCCACCCAAUUUUCAAUAUUGAAGUAUGUAAUGUUACGAUCCAUAUAAUACUUAAUUAUUGAAUAUUGGGGUUGUCCUGAAGGUAUUUUGUUGAGUAUAACAACACUGGAGUUUAUCAACUGACAUUUACCAUUCUGACUAGAUGAUAACAUGAUCUCUAAACAGUGUCAUAUACACUAUAUUCAUUAAACAAACAUCUACAAGCUUAGAUCUGCUUCUUCGACAAAUAUAGAGUAAACGGGAAUUUAUCACAAGACUAACAAGUGCAUGUUUAUAAAUUAAUUUGAGUAAAUAUUUUUAUUCAGUCAUAACAUGUUUUAUUAGGUCGUUGAACCUUUUUCUAUUGCCCUUUUGGCAUUUAAUGCAUUAGUUUUUUGGUUUGUUAUUUUCCCUCGGGGGUAUUAAAAUGGGGUCUAUGCACCAGUCCGUAACAUUCUUUUAGGAGCAACCAUAUACAUAAACAUCUUCAAAUUAAAAUCUAUUUGCCAGUUGCAUGUGAUGUAGCUUGACCAUGUGAGCUGCUUGUUUUUAAUUCUAUGGAGGGGUAAGGGAAGAGUACGCGUGACAGUCUCCUCCGGACAUGCAUUGACUAUGAUUUGUUAACCCUGUUCACAGGUGAAAAAUGGAUAAGAUUGUUAGUCAAAAAACAAUCAGACGCAGAGCAUCAUCUCAAACGGCUCGUAUACUUGCACAUUAUGAAAGUACACCCGACAGCGAGAAUGUUCCCAAUAAUGAGAUUUAUUAUCAUGAAGAUGUCUCUGAAUUUGAUAAACAUUGUCAAGGAGGGAAUAUCCACAUGAACACUGACGAUGAAGGUGGUGAUGGUGAUGAAGAUGGUGACAGUUUUAGAGAAACCAGUGUUAGCAGCUCAGAGCAUGACUCUGAUGGAGAGCUCGACAUUAGGGAGAAAUUGAAGCAGUGGGUGCUUGAUAGUGGGACACCUUAGUGUCACACUAAUAAACUGCUGGAUAUCUUGAGGCCAUUUUUUCCAUCUUUGCCAAAAGACAGUCGUACACUGUUAGGAACAAAACGGUAUUUUGACAUAGAGGAGGUAUCUGGUGGAAAAUUUCACUAUUUUGGACUGGCUAAUACCCUUAAAUCAAAAUUGGAUCAGUUAAAUCCUGAUGGAUGUGACACACUUACCUUACAGAUAAAUAUUGAUGGUCUGCCUCUAUUUAAGAGUAGCACAGAGGGAUUUUGGCCUAUUUUGGCAUUAAUCAAGGAAGAAGUGGAACCAGAACCCUUUGUUGUGGCAUUGUGGGUGGGAAAAUCAAAACCAAAAGAUUCCAAUGAGUUUUUGACAAGAUUUGUUGAUGAAAUGAAAGACAUUGAAUGUAAUGGAGUCAAACUGAAUGGAAAGACCUAUAGUGUGACAAUUCUCAAUUUUGUCUGCGAUGCACCAGCACGUGCCUUUGCAAAGAAAACAAAAGGCCAUUGUGGAUACGAGGGGUGCGAUUUUUGUGUACAGCACGGUGUUUAUAGAGACAGAAGGAUGACUUUUCCAGAAGUUGAUGCUCCAGCAAGAGCUGAUGUUGCUUUUGAUGAUAUGCAGUACCUUGAAACAGGACAUCAACUUGAUAAAUCUGUAUUAUCUCAACUCAACAUAGGUCUAGUGACUCAAUUCCCACAUGACUAUAUGCAUAUAGUAUGCUUAGGUGUUGUUAAGAAAAUAACUGUACUGCUCACCAGUGGUCCACUACAUGUGCGUAUUGGAGGUAAUGCAAAAAAACUGAUUUCAGAAACUAUUGUGAAUUUGGGCAGAUUUUUGCCGCGCGAGUUCAUACGGAAGGGCAGGCCUCUCACAGAAGUUGAAAGAUGGAAAGCUACAGAGUUUAGGACGUUUCUGUUGUAUACUGGCCCAGUUGCCCUCCGUGGCAAGAUUUCACAAGCUCUCUACAAUAACUUUUUAUUGUUGUUUGUAAGCAUCAGGAUUCUGUCAAGUGAACAGUUUUGUUACUUGUUUAAUGAAUAUGCAGAGCAGUUGCUGAAAGUCUUUGUACAGAAUGUAAGUGACAUUUAUGGACAACAAGCAGUCAUUUACAACAUCCAUGGAAUAACUCACCUUGCUUCUCAGUGUAGGUUGUUUGGCACACUUCACAAUUUCUCCGGCUUUCCUUUUGAAAAUUUCUUGCAAAAAAUAAAAAAACUCAUCCGCAAACCCAACUUGCCACUUGAACAGGCUAUACGGCGUAUGGAUGAAAGAAAAGGUGUUCUGAAAACUCCAAAAAUGUCACCAAACAUUUACUGCAGAAAAAAGCACCAAAAAGGUCCCAUUCCUGAGGAUAUUGCUUCAUCAUGUGAUCAGUAUGAACAGAUUGUAAUGAAUGCUUACCUUCUAUCCCGUAAAGCACCUGACAAUGCUAUCAUUGUUGGUGACAAAACAUAUGUCAUUAAGAAUAUUUUGGUACACAACAACCACCGAAAACUUGUUUGUCAGGAAUACAAAGAGCAAGUAGAAUCCUUCUUUCAGUAUCCAUGUGAUUCUAAAUACCUUAAAAUAUCUGUUGUUAAAAACUAUGAGGUCGAUUAAAACAAAUUAAUCCAGAAAGCAUAUCUACCAAAGCUGUACUGAUGCCUUUUGAGUCAGGAUAUGUUUCACUUCCAAUGCUGUAGUCUUGGUGAUCUAUAGCUUGUUUUUAUAUUGUAUUGUCCAAAUAGUGCUUUCAGUAUUAUCUCUCCAUACUAGUUUUAGUGGUAAUUGUGAUAUUCUAG
Haliotis rubra (blacklip abalone) is the source of this 3341-nucleotide messenger RNA. RefSeq lists its product as uncharacterized. Bases 1948 to 3159 code for a protein of 403 amino acids. NCBI's taxonomy places the organism in Eukaryota, Metazoa, Mollusca, Gastropoda, Lepetellida, Haliotidae. The record is from RefSeq and is a predicted model, not a curated record. The transcript has a single exon.